Messenger RNA from Exophiala mesophila, 5187 nucleotides. RefSeq lists its product as uncharacterized. The transcript has a single exon. Bases 187 to 4944 code for a protein of 1585 amino acids. Lineage: Eukaryota; Fungi; Ascomycota; Eurotiomycetes; Chaetothyriales; Herpotrichiellaceae. Gene Ontology annotation, cellular component: microtubule organizing center. The record is from RefSeq and is a predicted model, not a curated record.
CAUCACUUCAGCCAACAAUCAACAACAGUCACUCACUCAUGCCCUCACCACCACCUCCCUUAGACCUCGAUUCUGCGCCGAAGUCGAUAAGAUAUGCAAUCCUGGCAUUCUAUCGCCCUCGCCCUGCAUACCUGCUGCAGUCUUGAUUCCCAGUAGCCCUUGCGGCUCCCCUUGUCCGCCUCCACAAUGUCGUCCUCAGUCCUCUCCAACCGUCCAUCCACUGCUCGCCGCUCAUCCAGGGUCCCCGGUGGUUUUGACCCAGAGGAGGAAGAAGAAGAUGUGUCGCCCCCUGCAAGCCUUAAUGGUGAUUUGUUCAGCGACUCGUUCGACUCCCAUCAAAACACAUCCUCCUUACUGCCCGGGCCCCACGAUCCCUCCAGCCUCCUGCAGCCACAAGCCCAUAAUGAACCUGACAACGAAAACACAAACCUGGACCUACCAGCGAACUCCACUUUCGAUGAGAGUACUAUGGACAAAAGGUUACAAGAUGUCGAGUCGAGCUUCCUCCCAGAUCAACCCUCCCAGCUUGCCGCUAGUAAAGACUCGCAAAUUCAGGGCGCCGACGAUACCCAUUUGUUUGGCAUAGUCAACAACAAUAUCGCCGUCCGAAGGAAGCCACAGCCCAUACAAGUUUCACGCUCCUAUUCCCCUUCCAACCCCGACCAACCUCUCAAAUCCAACCCCCUUCGUUCUCCCAUGACUCCCCCCGGGGGCUACAAGACCCCGGCGCCCGAUCAGCAACAUUUCUCCGAUAUGGACGAAAUAGAAAAUAGUACCCCUCAGAUGCCAAACACUUCGGCUUUAGAGAAUAUGUCAUCCUCCCCCACCGCAGCUGCUGCCGCACGCACGUUGUCUAGGGUUCAAUCCAUGGCCACUGUCGGUGGUUACGAGACUGCCCACGAGGAGGAUCAGCUUGAGACGCCACAGACGCAGUCAUACCCGAGCCAGGAGGAUUCCGAGGCCACCCCUAAGAAGGAUCCCUCGACUGCCUCCAUUUCACAAUCUGGAUUUCUCUCGGUCCCCGGCAUGGAGGAUGGACAACAAGAAUGGGAACAACCCGUCGUCAAACCCUCGAGAAGGCCCAAAUAUCUUCACAAGCGAUCAUCUCAAGCACGAUUGUCAUACGACUCCAUGGCUAGCUCCAAUACCGACGCUAGCGAUGCAACUCUCGGCGCUGACUUUGCCCUGCAGUCGGGCGGCGCGGUGCCUGAUUCCAGUACCAUGCGGAAAUCAAGAAACACAAUCUCGCGCCAGGCAAGCCUCGGUAGCAUGAUGUCUGGUAUUUCGGGUAUGAGUGAUGAGGAUUUUCGCGCCCAGCGCCAAGUUGGACCUUCCGACCUGAGUACCCUACAAGAAGAAAGCCCAAAAUCAAGCAAGGCUGGUGGCAUCAUUACCCCCAAGGCUUCCAAGUUCAGCUUCAACAUGCCGACGGAUACCGUAAUUGCGAAUAAUGUUCGCGACCUUGAGGUUCCUGGUACAUUCGCGCGACAAUACCGCCAAGAGCGCAGUUUAUCACCAGAGAAAACCAUCGGCACCCUAGGCAUGACCCCAGGUCCUAAGAGAGGCCUGACCUUGAAGGAACACAGAAGUACCGUCGAGAAGCUUGGUAAAGAGAACUUUGACUUGAAGAUGAAGAUUCAUUUCCUCGACCAAGCGCUGCAGAAACGGUCAGAAGAUGGCAUCAAGGAGAUGAUUACAGAAAAUGUACAGUUGAAAUCUGACCGACUGAGGUUGGAGAAAGAUAAUCACAACUUGCGAAAACAAGUGAGAGAUUUGCAGAAGAAACUCGAGGAAUCUGGAACCCGUGAAUCGCCGACUGCGGAUCAGGGGUAUGCCACCGACGAAGAGAGAAGCCCAACCGCAGAAGAGGAAGUCAUAUAUCUUCGUGAAAGAGUCGAGAUCAACGAAAUCGAGAUUGAAAAGCUCCGAUCAGAGAGCCUGGCCAAAGAGUCGGAGAAAAGGCGAUUGGCCGAGAUGGUCAAGUCGCUUGGUGACACGCGAGGCGCUGCGUCAGACGUUGGCUCGCGCGAGGAAAGGGAUAUGUGGAAAGACAUGCUUGAAGCUGAGACCAUUGCCCGUGAGCAGUCGGAAGAGGACAACAAGAGACUGCGUGACGAAAUCCAAAGGCUGAAGAACGAGUCAAUGGCCCAAGGCAGAUCAAUGUCGCGUAAAUCUCGAAUCGGAGGCUCGAUCGUUUCACGGUCAAGCAGUGUUGAGGCCGCCGCUCGUGCCCAGAUGGCAGACCUAGAAAGACUGCGACAUGAGAAUUCCGAGCUUCAAAAGAUGAUCGGAGCACAAGCAUCCACCCUCACUUCCCGGAACAAAGAAAAGGAAAGGUUAUACCAAGAGAUUGAAGAUCUGAAGAUUGGCCGCAUGGGCGGUCUACGAUCCGUCGCCGGAGACAGCAUCCUCGAUCGGUCAGCUUCAAGAGCCCGAUCCCAUUCUCGCGCCAGUAACGGAACUCGAUUGUCUCGACUCAGUGACCAAGAGCGUGAGAACCUCGAAACUCGAGUCAACGAGUUGCGGGAUGAGGUUUCGCAGCUCAAGCUUGAGAACCAGAACCUCCAAGGUCAAUUUGACGAGGCACUGGCCGAGCUCGACGCCGUUGACGCGCAAGCACAAGCGGAUGCAGAUCAAUUCAACGAGGAGUUGCACCUCCUGACACAAGAGCGCGAUAAUGCGCUUCGGGACGCCGACGAGCAAGACCAAGCCUUCCAACAGCUAAAGGCCGAAGCCCAAGAGGAAAUCGAUGGUCUAGGAGAUGAGCUGGAUGCGAAAGUCGAAGAGGUGACCCGGCUGGAGCAAGAGUUGAAUGCCCAGAUUGAGAAUGUCAAAGCACUUCAAGCGGAAAUGCGAUCGGCGGCAGAAGGGCUGAUGCGUUUGGAAGAAGACGCCCAACAGAAUCUCGCACGCUACCAGGCCGUCAAAGGAGAGCUGGACGAUUCCAACCGAGAGAUUGAGAGCCUGGAAAAAAAUCUAGCCGAAGUGGAAAGCAAGAUGCAAAGGUUGACGGUUCAGCAAGAGAGCAGUCAUAAUGAGAUUGCAUUCUUGCGCGAGGAGCAAGAUGCGGACAAAAUUAAGAUUGGUGACUUGGAAUCCCUCCUCAAGAAGGUUCACCUUAACCUGGAGUCUGAGAGGGACAAGAGUCGAGAUCUGGAACGUCGCAUUGCGGAUGAAAGGGCUCAGCGAGAAGCCGUGGCCAGCCAAGAGAAACAAGACGUUCAACGAGUCAUCAACGAUCUCAACCGUGAGGCGACAGGGGCCAAGGACGAAGUGAGAAAGCUUCGCAGAGCCCUUUCUUCGAGGAAUAUUGAGGCCGAUGCUUUCCGAGAUCGUCUUCAAGAACUCGACGACGGGCUGCGGAAUAUUGUCGGCGACCCCAACGGAUCAAGGAGUAGCAUUCUGAGUGCCGUGAGUAAAAUGAGUCGGGACCUGGAUCAGACUACGUUUGAUUUGGCUUCAGUGCGCAAGAAGCUGGAAGAGACUGAAGGCUUACUGGCGGAUCGGGAUGCCCUCCUCGAGUCUACUAGUCAUGAAGCCCGGAGAUUUGCCGAUGCCUACGAACGUGAAAAGCAAGGUCGACGACAAGAUAAGAUUGACUUUGACCGUGCCAACAAAGGACACAACUCAACCACGAGAGCAUUGACAAAUUCAUCCGCUAGAAUCGCAGAGCUGGAAGGUCUUCGACAAACCGACCGGAAACGGCUGGCCCAGGUUGAGACGCAAUUGAAGGACCAACUCACUGAACGGAACCAGGUUCUCCUCAAUCUCUGGAAGAAGCUAUCAGCGAUGUGCGGGCCGGACUGGGCACACAAUAACAGUCUGAUCAAUGGCAACCUUCCGUCUCAGGAGGUGAUUGGGAACAUGCUCUUCUGGCCUGGUUUCAGCCGUAAUUUGUUAGUGGCAGCCAAACAAGUUGAAGCACAGCUUUCGACAUUCCGAGACAAGAUCAAGCGGGUUGAGCGGGAGUUGUACAAGGAGUACCAGGCAUUGGAGCAAACGCUGGAUGUGCGGACUCGCAAGCUCGAACGGAUAGAAGAAAGUUGGGAGAAGAUGAAACUCAAGAUGAAUGAGAUGGAACUUCAUACCCAUGACCCUGGGAAUCGGACGCCAAAAUCGGCACGGACGCCGGAGAUCAGUAAACUCAAAGGUGAGAACCGGCUGCUGAAGGCCGAGUUGCAACUGCUCCAACAGCAGCAAGCCCAUCAUCAUAAUUCGCACGCUCGACGCGAUCGAAAUGAAAGCCGCGCGUCAGGGUACUCGAGUGUUAUGUCAGGUGAUGGAGGAAAUCAGCAAACAGAUGGGUCUGGCAGCGGCGUUGUUGGAGUUCCAGCUCGAUCGUCCAGCAUGAGGCGGAAUCGAAAUAUGGAACUUCAACGUCACCACUCGACCGGAAUCGUGGAGCACUUGGCAAACUUCAACGGCGAGGUGCGGCCAAGACGAUCGAACUCGAUUUCAAGCCGCAAUUCAGGACUCUCCCCAGGGGAGAGGGAGAGGGAGCGGCCGACGGGAUUGAUGAUUCCUGCAGGGCCAUUCAACGCUCCGGCCAACGGAAGUUUCGCUCUGCCACCGCCGCCACGAGAGGCUCCACCAGCCCCACCCAGUACAGCAUCAGGAUCUGACAUUGCCAGUAUCACGACCACGGGGGCUGCACAAGGUCAAGGGCAAGGGCAAGAGAAGUGGAUCCAUCGACUACGAGAAUUGGAGCGGAGACUGAAGGCUGAACGAGAGGCACGACUUCUCGACCGAAGUGGAGCACGAAAAAGACUGGAGGAACGAGAUGCUGUCAAUGAAGAACUGAGGCGAGAGUUAGAAAGAGAAAGAGUAAGGAAGAAUACCGAGACCGGAGAGUUGGGAUCGCAGGGAUACCCAAUGACUGAGGCUUCUAUGGAAGCUGAUGGAAGAGUGCGAGACGGAAGCGGGGACGGGACAAGGAAGCGCUAGGUUCGUUCAAUCACCGGAUUUGUUUGGGCGAGGUAUAUGGAAAGCCGUAUGGGACUGGAUCGAGGGAAAGUGUACCAGUAACCCAAGCAUGAGCAUUGGAACAGCAGUACGAAGGGAUUUGGAAAUUUGGAGGUGAAUUAUUAUGCUGAAAAGAUUUGUAUCAUUAUUGUAGCUGUGGCAUCAGCUUGGUAACAUUUGUGCUAGUCAUUUAGAUACCCGCGUCUUUGCUAUUGUGGCCUCGAU